AUGGGAGGUAGCCUCUUCCUACUAGCUGCCUUCGCGUUUCUGGUCCCUGUCAAUGUGUUGACCGGUCUAAGAUGGAAGACACCCCUUUACACUGUGGCGUUCGUUAUGGGCCUGCUAUUUGAGGUCAUGGGAUACGUAGGGCGGUUCAUGCUGCGGACGAAUCUUGCCAGCAGGAAGUACUUUGUGCUAUUCUUGCUUGGGACGGUGAUGGGUCCCACGUUCAUCACAGCAGCGAUAUAUCUUGUUCUACCACACGUCCUCACGAUAUAUGGAACCGACAUCAGCGGCAUAUCACAGCCUAUUUACCUGGCAUAUUUCUUCCUCGCAUUUGAUGUCUUUACUCUUGCUUUUCAAGGCGUUGGCAGCGCAUUCGCUGUCCAGGGCACCAGCGAUGUUGAGGUAAAUCAGGGUGUCAACAUUCUGCUCGUCGGCCUUGCUCUUCAAGCUUUGAGCAUCUUCGUCUUUCUUGGUCUCUACUACUGGUUUCUUAUCAAGCUGGUGCAUAGCCGCGACCUUCUGGAUCGGGAGCACUCCGAUAUCUACCUCUCCGCGCGCUUCAAGACUUCUCUCCUAUGUGGGUAA
Messenger RNA from Phaeoacremonium minimum UCRPA7, 582 nucleotides. Its product is annotated as putative rta1 domain-containing protein. Gene Ontology annotation, cellular component: fungal-type vacuole; plasma membrane. The transcript has 2 exons. The record is from RefSeq and is a predicted model, not a curated record. Lineage: Eukaryota; Fungi; Ascomycota; Sordariomycetes; Togniniales; Togniniaceae. Bases 1 to 582 code for a protein of 193 amino acids.